UUCUUCUCCGUGGGGAAGUAAAUACUGCACAGUAUUGCCGGCUGAGCUUUUGCCAAGCUCGCUCGCUCGCUGUUUUUUCUUUCACUGGGAGCGCGGCAGAGAAGCGCGGUGUCUUUGGUCGGGGCAGCGCUGAGGGAGCUGUUUAAGAGUCCAGUCCGCAUUGUCCCCCUUCGGUGGCUGCACUACGUCCUGUACGUCCUCGGAGCAUCGGAAAAAGCUUCUUAAGUUCAAGAGAGUCAGCCUAACAACAGGCGAGGCGGGAGGAGCAGAUUCCUCGGCAGGCGGGAUUCUGCAAAAUCCUGAUGCUGCUCAUUCUGGCACUGUCUUUGGCUCACACCUAUGUUGUGUAUGGGAACAUUUCCUGCUACGAUGACUCUGGGAAGCCUGUCGACUGGUUUAUUGUUUACAAGCUGCCCAAGUCCCGUCACAGCUCCCCAGUAGAAGGCAUGCGGUACAUGUAUCAAGAUGGACGUACCCAGGGCUGGGUGCAAGGCAGGAGCUUGAUGAACAGUACUGAGGGAGCUGUGGGCAGAACACUGAAUCAGCUGUAUCUGGAGGCUGCAAACAGGCAGAGGGAGGAAGAGAUGGCCUAUGUCCUGUACAACGAUGAGCCUCCAAAGGAGAAUUUCUCUGGUUCUAAGGGUCAUACAAAAGGGGUCAUCUUCCUGGACAGAACUCAAGGAUUCUGGCUUGUUCACAGCACACCUCGGUUUCCUUCCAGACUGGAUGAGAAGACGUAUGCAUGGCCCCAUACUGCCCUGACUUAUGGACAGAGCUUUCUAUGUGUCACCUACCCCUAUAGCCAGUUCAAAGCCAUAGGGAAUCAGCUGCUCUUCACGGAGCCCCAUGUCUAUGAUUACCAGGUGCCAGGGGCCUUUGCCCGGGAUCUGCCUGCCUUGUUGAAUGCUUCUGAGGGGCAACAUGUACAGGAGGAGCCAUGGAACUCCUCGGUGACUCUGACAUCAAAAGGGGGCAAGGAAUUUGUCAGCUUUGCAAAAUUCCGUUUCUUUGAUGAUGAUCUGUACUCUGGCUGGUUGGCCCAGGCUCUUGCUACUGAUCUCUAUGUUGAAUUCUGGCUCAAGUCUCAUGGUGUUUUGGCAUCCAACUGCUCUGGACAAUAUAGAGUUUACAAUGUGAAGCAACUGGCAUUCCAGGACCCAGCCACCACCUUCUUUUCCACAUCGGACCAUUCCAAGUGGUGUGUUGGAAUAGAGAGUGAUUCGGAGUGGGCCUGUGUUGGAGACAUGAACCGUAAUCAUGCAGAGGAAUACCGUGGGGGUGGUACCAUCUGUUGCCGUGAUGUCACAAUUUGGAAAAGCUUCCACUCCUUGGUACAGAACUAUACAGAUUGUGAUACCAACAGGAUACGGACUCUAAUUGGCUAAGAUUGUCUAUAUUAUUAAGGGAGCAGAAUUCAAUUAAUUGGGAAAGAGAUUGAUUCGAAGGCAUAAUAAUGUCCCUGCCUAUCUUCUUCACAGUAUAUUAACACCCUACCCAGCAUAAUGCAGGGAGUUGUGCUGUUGCGUUGGUCUCAUUUUUCAGAAAGUUAAUUUCCAGCAAUGGUUUCUUUGCCUUCUGGACUGCUCCCAUCACUAUCUUUUUCCUGUUACAUAAAUUCCAAGGGGCUACAUGAGCUACAUGGAAAAAUACAGAAGGAAAUUCUUUUCCUGUAAUAAAAAUGUAUACAGUG
This is a messenger RNA of Protobothrops mucrosquamatus (brown spotted pit viper), 1690 nucleotides long. RefSeq names its product deoxyribonuclease 2, lysosomal (gene DNASE2). Gene Ontology annotation, biological process: apoptotic DNA fragmentation. Gene Ontology annotation, molecular function: deoxyribonuclease II activity. The record is from RefSeq and is a predicted model, not a curated record. Lineage: Eukaryota; Metazoa; Chordata; Lepidosauria; Squamata; Viperidae. The transcript is spliced from 7 exons. The coding region runs from base 303 to 1385 and encodes 360 amino acids.